AUGGUGAUCUUAAUGAAGAAGUUUACAUGGUCUUACCCCCCCGGGUUCCAAAGUGAGAAACCAAGUCAAGUAUGCAGGUUAUUAAGAUCACUUUAUGGCCUUAAGCAAGCUAGCCGUCAAUGGAAUGAGAAGCUCACUGCUGCACUGAUCAAAGUUGGCUUUCACCAGUCCAAGUUUGAACCUUCACUGUUUACUAAAGGUGCUCAUGAUGAUUUUGUUGCUUUGCUAGUAUAUGUUGAUGAUAUAAUCAUUGCCAAUGCCAACAUAUCAAUCAUCAACUCUGUAAAACAGUUUCUGGACAGCAGAUUUAAAAUCAAAGAUUUAGGACCUCUUGGUUAUUUUUUGGGGAUCGAAGCAUGCAGAACAAGUGAUGGUUUGAACUUAUGCCAACGUAAAUAUGCUCUAGAUAUUUUGGAUGAUGCAGGGUUUCUUGAAUGUAAGCCAGCAAGCACUCCCAUGGCUCAAGGCUUAAAACUCUCACAUGAUGAUGGAGCUCCCUUGACUGAUCCUAGCUGUUACAGAAGAUUGGUUGGUCGAGUGUUAUAUCUUACAACCACCCGACCGGAUAUUGCCUAUGCAGUUCAACAACUGAGCCAAUUUGUAGAUUCUCCCACAGAAAAACAUUUGUUGGCUGCACACCGUGUAUUAAGGUAUAUUAAGAGCUCACCAGGGCAAGGCUUGUUCUACCCAGCCAACACUCAACUCCAAUUGAAAGUGUUCUCGGACUCUGAUUGGGCAGCCUGCAAUGAAACAAGGCGAUCCAUUACUGGAUACUGUGUCUUUCUGGGAGAUGCACUGGUCUCAUGGAAAGCCAAGAAACAGCUGACAGUCUCAAGAUCUUCAUCCGAAGCCGAAUAUAGAGCUUUGGCAGUUACGGUCUGCGAAAUACAAUGGAUGACUUAUAUCCUACAAGAUUUAAACAUCGGAUUUGACAAGCCAGCCACAUUGUUUUGUGACAGCAAAUCCGCCAUAGCCAUUGCCGAAAAUCACGUCUUCCACGAGCGCACCAAACACAUCGACAUUGAUUGUCAUGUUGUCCGAGAAAAGCUACAUCAAGGUCUCAUUAAACUUCUGCCAGUCUCAUCCUCAAACCAGGUUGCGGAUGGAUUCACCAAGCCCCUGGCUAUCCCACUGUUCCGACAGUAUGUGUCUAAGCUUGGGAUACAAGACUUGUAUGCCCCAGCUUACGGGGGGUAUCAAAUGUAUCACGUGAGAUGA
This is a messenger RNA of Ipomoea nil (Japanese morning glory), 1218 nucleotides long. RefSeq lists its product as uncharacterized. The record is from RefSeq and is a predicted model, not a curated record. Lineage: Eukaryota; Viridiplantae; Streptophyta; Magnoliopsida; Solanales; Convolvulaceae. The transcript has a single exon. Bases 1 to 1218 code for a protein of 405 amino acids.